AUGUCUGCUCGCAACCUCACUGCUCUUGGUUUUUCGGUGGGUGUUGGCGUCAUCACUGGAGUUUACAUAUUCAAGCCAACUCUAGAAGAGCAGCGGAAAUCGAAUGAAUUCUGGAGGAGCCCUGGUGAAGCACAAAUUGGCGGUGCCGCAGAAAAUGCCAAUUCGAACCCACAGGACCUGACGAAUCAGCCCCCAAACCGCCAGGGCCAGGGCCAGGGCCCAGAGAAAUGA
This is a messenger RNA of Diaporthe amygdali, 231 nucleotides long. RefSeq lists its product as uncharacterized. Lineage: Eukaryota; Fungi; Ascomycota; Sordariomycetes; Diaporthales; Diaporthaceae. The coding region runs from base 1 to 231 and encodes 76 amino acids. The record is from RefSeq and is a predicted model, not a curated record. The transcript has 3 exons.